Messenger RNA from Oreochromis aureus, 4460 nucleotides. RefSeq names its product ubiquitin specific peptidase 25 (gene usp25). Bases 221 to 3730 code for a protein of 1169 amino acids. The record is from RefSeq and is a predicted model, not a curated record. Gene Ontology annotation, cellular component: nucleus; cytosol. Lineage: Eukaryota; Metazoa; Chordata; Actinopteri; Cichliformes; Cichlidae. Gene Ontology annotation, biological process: protein deubiquitination; regulation of protein stability. Gene Ontology annotation, molecular function: cysteine-type deubiquitinase activity; protein binding; cysteine-type endopeptidase activity. The transcript has 26 exons.
AGACCUGAGUAAUCGAUCCCAGCUCACAGGCAGCGAAGAGCAAUGUUUUCAUGCCUGCUGACGACUUGGGCUAGUCACUCUGCCAUGGCGCCCGUAAUGUCGCUGAUUAAGGAGGGGACAUCGUAGCAUCUCCUUUUUUUUAUAUCGCUUUGGUUAACGGUAUAUCGUGCAUUUUGCUACUUCUGGUUUGAAUUGAACAAAAUUUCCCACUGAACCGGCCAUGACCGUGGAGCAGAAUGUCCUCCAGCAGCAUUCUCAGAAGCACCAGCAGACACUACUGAACCAGUUGAGAGAGGUCACAGGCACCACAGAUGUACAGCUGCUUCAGCAGGCCCUGCAGGUGAGUAAUGGAGACCUGGGUGAAGCCGUGGCCUUUCUGACAGAGAAGAAUGCCAAGGUUCCUCAACAAGAUGAGACUACUUACUACCAGACGUCCCAGGUAGCCAGCGACAGAUACAUCAGCGUGGGCAGCCAGGCAGACACGAACGUGAUUGACCUGACUGGAGAUGAUAAAGAUGACUUGCAGAGGGCCAUUGCCCUCAGCUUGGAGGAGUCCAACCGGGCAUUCAGGGAGACGGGCAUCACUGAUGAAGAGCAGGCCAUCAGCAGGGUUUUGGAGGCCAGUAUAGCAGAAAACAAAGCGAGUCUGAAGCGCACUCACACAGAGGUAUGGAGCGACUCACCCAACCCACACGACAGGAAGAGGAUAGACAACUGCCCCGUGGGUCUGAAAAAUGUCGGCAAUACCUGCUGGUUCAGCGCAGUCAUUCAGUCUCUGUUCAACUUGCUCGAGUUCCAGAGGCUGGUGCUCAAUUACUCGCCGCCAGCCAGAGUCCACGACCUGCCUCGUAAUCAGAAGGAGCACAGGAACCUGCCCUUCAUGCAGGAGCUGAGGAACCUUUUCUCUCUCAUGGUGGGCUCCAAGAGGAAAUAUGUAGAUCCAUCACGAGCUGUGGAAAUCCUCAAAGAUGCCUUUAAGUCGAGUGAGUCACAGCAGCAGGAUGUUAGUGAGUUCACCCACAAGCUGCUGGACUGGUUGGAGGAUGCCUUCCAGAUGAAGGCAGAAGAAGACAGGGAGGGUGAGAAGCCAAAGAACCCAAUGGUGGAGCUUUUCUAUGGUCGUUUCCUUGCUGUGGGUGUCCAUGAAGGUAAAAAAUUUGAAAACACAGAGAUGUUUGGACAGUACCCUUUGCAGGUCAAUGGGUUCAAGGACCUACACGAGUGUCUUGAGGCAGCAAUGAUCGAGGGUGAGAUCGAGUCCCUGCACUCAGCAGAGAAUUCUGCCAGGUCUGGACAAGAACACUGGUUCACAGAACUCCCUCCUGUUUUGACCUUUGAACUGUCAAGAUUUGAGUUCAACCAAGCACUCGGACGUCCUGAGAAGAUUCACAACAAGCUCGAGUUCCCCUCUAUGCUCUACAUGGAUAGGUACAUGGACAGGAACAGGGAAAUAACCAGGAUCAAGAGGGAGGAGAUCAGACGGCUGAAAGAGCAUCUGACACUCCUCCAACAGCGACUGGAGAGGUAUCUGAGUUACGGCUCAGGCCCCAAGAGGUUUCCUCUGGCAGAUGUCCUCCAGUACGCCAUGGAGUUUGCGUCCAGCAAACCAGUGUGUACCUCCCCAGUGGAAGACAUUGACACAUCAGCACCCCCUGGUGGAACAACAGGACAACAACUGCCACCACCAAGCACAGCUGAGCAAGACUCCUUACCUCCUCUGGAGAGCUCGGGCCUUGCGUCAGGUCCCGCCACUGCUCCCUCUGCAGCCCAGCAGCAGAGAGUACCCAUUCAUAAGCCCUUCACGCAGUCCCGUCUACCCCCCGACCUCCCCAUGCACCCUGCCCCACGCCACAUCACCGAAGAAGAGUUAAGAGUGCUUGAGGGCUGCUUGCACCGUUGGAGGAGUGAAGUGGAAAAUGACACUCGUGAUCUGCAGGGCAGUAUUACCAGAAUUCACAGAACCAUUGAGCUGAUGUACUCGGACAAAUCUAUGAUGCAGGUUCCAUAUCGGCUUCACGCAGUGUUGGUCCAUGAAGGCCAGGCCAAUGCAGGCCACUACUGGGCUUACAUCUAUGACCCACAUCAGCGUUGCUGGAUGAAGUACAAUGAUAUUUCAGUGACAAAGUCGUCCUGGGAGGAGCUUGUCAGGGACUCUUUUGGAGGCUACCGCAAUGCUAGUGCCUACUGUCUCAUGUACAUCAAUGACAAGAAGCCAUUUCUCACAGAAGAGGAGUUUGACAAAGAAACGGGGCAGAUCCUCAGCGGCAUGGACAAACUGCCGCCUGACCUGAAGCAGUAUGUGAAGGAGGACAAUGAACAGUUCGAUAAGGAGAUUGAAGAGUGGGACAUCAUGCAGGCUCGCAAGGCCCAACAGGAGAAGCUGGCACUGGCCACAGCAGCGGCCGCCGCUGCUUCUGCGGCAUCCAGCACUUCCACUUCCUCCUCUUCCCCUCAGCCCAUGAGUAUUGAGUCCAGCCCUCCAGACAAUGCAGUGCCCCAGCAGGAUCCUGAGUACAUGGAGCAGCCAUCACCCACGAAUGACUCCAAGCACCUGCAGGAGGAUACAGAGAGGGCCAUCUCCAGGGCUGCUGCUGAACAGGAGGAGAGGAGCCCUGAAGCGUUACUAAAUGCUUCUCUUCCCCCUCCCACCUCCCCUCAGCCUGAGGUCCAGAUGAACACUCCCGUAACCCCCCCUCCUGACCUGGUCACAGAGGAUGAGUCCCCUGGCCAGCGCACAGUCGAGGUGGCCAUUCCUAAUGUGGGGACAUUUGUCAUUGAGUCAGAGGAGGGGGGGUAUGAUGAUGAGGCGAUGAUGACCCCCGACAUGCAGGGUGUAAUUAUGGCCAUUGGCAAAUCCAGCAGCGUGUAUGAAAAGAAUGGGCCCGAGGCGGCCUUUUUUAAGGCCAUCAAGUUGGAGUAUGCACGUCUCUUGAGAUUUGCCCAAGAAGACACGCCGGUUGAGAAUGACUACCGACUACAGCACAUCAUCGUUUACUUCAUCCAAAACCAGGCACCCAAGAAGAUUCUGGAGAGGACUCUGCUCACACAGUUUGCUGACAGGAACCUGGCCUUCGAUGAGAGAUGUAAGAGCAUUAUGAAUGUGGCACGUGCCAAACUGGACCUGAUUAAACCCGAGGAGGUCAACAUGGAUGAAUAUGAGAUAUGGCAUCAGGACUACAGGAACUUUCGUGAAAGCACCAUCCUCAUGGUGACUGGUUUGGAGCUCUUCCAGAAGACAAAUUAUGUGGAGGCUCUCAUGUAUCUGAUUUACGCCUACCAGUACAACAAGGAGCUUUUGUUAAAAGGCCUGUACAGAGGGCACGACGAGGAGCUGCUCGGCCAUUACCGUCGAGAGUGUUUGCUGAAACUAAAUGAGCAAGCAGCCGCCAUGUUUGAGUCGGGAGAAGAGCCUGAGGUGACCACAGGCCUGGGCAUCAUGAAUGAGCUGGUGGUGCCCUGCAUCCCUCUGCUGCUGGUCCAUGAAGCAGAGAGAGACCUGUUGGCGGUGGAGGACAUGAGGAACCGCUGGUGCUCCUACCUGGGCCAAGAGAUGGAAUCUAACCUCCAGGAGAAGCUCACAGACUUCCUCCCAAAGUUGCUGGACUGCUCAACGGAGAUCAAAAGCUUCCACGACCCUCCCAAGCUGCCCACCUACUCCACCCUGGAGCUGUGCGAACGGUUCAGCCGCAUCAUGGCCGCCCUCGGCAGGGUGCCCACCGAGGGAAGAUGAGCUCAGAGGGUCGCCGAGGCGCCUCUCCCUCAUCGCAGGCCCGACACCCCGGGCAGAAAUUCAUGGACCUCUCUUUAACCCAUGCCUUCCUUAUCAAUCCAGGGGUCACUCGCUUCUAGCUGUUAUUCCUCUGUUAAUCUUUUGCUGCUAUAGGUUUUAUCAUUAUAAAUAUUAUUUCACUUUUAUUUUAAGCAAAACACGAUAGAGGACUCUGGAGGAGAGGGCAGACUGCUGGGAGGGGGAAACGUAAUGUGAGAGAAGAAGUUGAUGGAUAAACGGUGGCGAUCCUGAAAUGGUUGAAAGCCAAACACAUUCUGCUUCGGCUUAGCAAAAACGAAACAAAACAUACACACAAAAAAAAGUUUGAGGGUUUUUCCUAGUUUAUUAUUGUUGUUGUUGCAGUUUGAUUCAAGCUUCCCUGAUCGCACUCAUAGCCCUUUCCAAAGCACCCUUCUCAGUGUGAAAAGGAUCACCCUGCCGCUCCGCCUCCAGUUUGGUACAGUAUUUCCACGUUUUGUUUUAUUUUUCUAAGGAAGUGAGAGCGAGGAAGAGAGCCUUCAGAUUUAUCAGCGGCUCAAGAGGAUCUCAAAUGGGUCUCAUGUCUUUGUGGACUGCGCCAGAAUGAGAUGUUUUAAGUGCUGUGGUAGACGGUCAUGGACUUCCUGUGGCUUGUUAAUAAAUUGAGAGAAUAAAAUUUUAUUUAUGGCCCUUUUAGGCCACAUAAACAUGU